Molecule: messenger RNA, 392 nt
Organism: Drosophila navojoa
Lineage: Eukaryota; Metazoa; Arthropoda; Insecta; Diptera; Drosophilidae
Gene: ey
Product: eyeless
Biological process (GO): anatomical structure development; regulation of transcription by RNA polymerase II
Molecular function (GO): DNA-binding transcription factor activity, RNA polymerase II-specific; RNA polymerase II cis-regulatory region sequence-specific DNA binding
Source: RefSeq, a predicted model, not a curated record
ACUACGCAAAUACGAAAAAAAUGUUUACGCUUCAACCUACGCCUGCAUCUAUUGGAACAGUGCCUUGGUCAACAGGAUCACUGAUAGAACGACUGCCUGCUCUGGAUGAUAUGAACCAUAAGGACAAUGCUCUUGCUAUGAGAAAUCUGCCCUGUUUGGGCGUGGCUAGUGGCAACGGACUGGCCGGUAUUGGCGGAAAGGCUGCUGCAACAGCUGCGACGGAAGCUGCGGAUGCAACUGCAGCACCACAGCCACCUCAUUCAACAUCAUCGUACUUUACCACAACCUACUAUCACUUAACAGAUGAUGAAUGUAUGUUUUUAGUACCAUCUAAAAUUUUUCAAUCAACUUUAAUUUGUAACUCAUAUUUGUUAAUAGCAGACGCAAACUGA